Messenger RNA from Cucurbita pepo subsp. pepo (vegetable marrow), 423 nucleotides. Lineage: Eukaryota; Viridiplantae; Streptophyta; Magnoliopsida; Cucurbitales; Cucurbitaceae. The record is from RefSeq and is a predicted model, not a curated record.
CUCAAUCUCAGCCUCGCCAAACAUGGCUUCCCGGCCUCGACCCUCCACCGCAUCUCGACGGAACCCUCGCCGGAGAUUUUGGGUUCGACCCACUUGGGCUCGGCGAAGACCCACAUAGCUUGAAGUGGUUCGUCCAAGCAGAGCUAGUUCAUUCUCGCUUCGCCAUGCUUGGCGUCUCUGGAAUUCUCCUCACAGAUCUGCUUCGUGUAACAGGAAUCAGUGAAUUGCCAGUUUGGUACAAUGCGGGUGCUGUGGAAUAUGGCUUUGCCAAUAAGGAAACUCUCUUCAUUGUUCAGCUGCUGUUGAUGGGGUUUGUGGAAACUAAAAGAUAUAUGGAUUUCAAAAGCCCUGGAUCUCAAGCACAAGAAGGGACUUUCUUUGGAUUAGAAUCCGCUUUCGAAGGACUCGAGCCCGGGUAACGAA